Molecule: messenger RNA, 4911 nt
Organism: Aspergillus nomiae NRRL 13137
Lineage: Eukaryota; Fungi; Ascomycota; Eurotiomycetes; Eurotiales; Aspergillaceae
Gene: fmpE
Product: nonribosomal peptide synthetase-like enzyme fsqF
Exons: 3
Coding region: 1-4911 (1636 amino acids)
Source: RefSeq, a predicted model, not a curated record
AUGGCAAAACCAACACCCCCGUUAUCUCAAUAUGACCACGAGAUGGAAACGAUUCCUGGUAAUUUGCCUACAACCAAGGCAGGAGCAGACUCGAAGGUUCUCUUGACGAGGCUCUCACAAUUUCACCACUCUUCCCGCUCAGCCCCUCCAGCGACUUCCGUGACAGAACAACGCGAUGGCAUACUCAGGGCAUGGGCCAUGUUGCUUCACUUGUAUCUUGUGUCUGACACCGUUGCGUUCGCUGUGGUUGGCAUGGGAAGUAAAAAGCUGGCAUGCUCGCAGUGGCCAGUGUCUGUUCCUCAAGGUUCGACGUUCUACUCUGAUCCUCGACUGACGUACACUCCUUUCGAGGCCGACAAGCAUCGUAACCAAGUUAAUACCGCUGUCGCCUUUGCUGACAUUGACGUUGAUGAUGGCAUAUUCAGCUAUAUUGUGCAAUCAUCUGAAAGGUUGAAUCGAGAUCUACGAUUGUACACCCAGCACACAUGCGUGCCACGCAAGUUUGCAUCCGCGUUAUGGAACACUCUCCUCGAGAUACAUUCAGAUUUGGUGGAUUCGGCUUCUUACAAAUGGCACAAACAGUCAGUUAGUGAUAUAGACAAGAAAACACUACGGUCAUUCUUGCCUCAUACGUCGUUUGAGCCACGGAUUUCUGUGCACGAUCUCUGGCGUGAAUCGGUCCGAACGGCCCCUCUUGCACCAGCCGUGGAAUCAUGGGAUGGUGCCUUGACAUACACAGAGCUGGACGGGCUAGCCUCCAAGCUUGCGCAUCUACUGCUAUCUAAAGGAGUGCAGAGGGGCAAUUUCAUCCCCUUCUCAUUCGAAAAAAGCAUUUGGAUGGUUGUCGCGAUGCUGGGCAUUGUCAAAGCUGGAGCUGCCUUUGUGGCCAUUGAUCCAUCGCAGCCAAAAGCACGAGCCGAAGAGAUCAUCGACCGAGUCCAGGCAAAUAUCAUCUUGGUCUCCCCAUCGCAGGCUCCGACAUUCGCCGACAUGGGUAAAGCCACGCUGACAGUUUCUGCAGAUAACCUGGAAGGUGAAUAUGAUACCGCCUCACCUGGCCGAUCGCUUCCUCAUGUCAGGCCAGAAGACCCUGCAGUAUGCAUUUUUACCUCUGGCUCAACUGGGAAGCCCAAGGGAAUUAUCGUCCAGCAUCAAGCACUCGCCACUCGCUUACUGGCAGAGGGCGGAGCCCUUGGGUACCGGGGGUCCAGGUGUUUGCAAUUUGCUGCAUCUACGUGGGACAUAUUCAUCACCGACGUCUUUGCAACAUUGGCGUACCAGAGCUGCAUCUGCAUACCGAGUGAAGAAGAUCGACUAUUCAAUCUCGCAGAGUUUUGUACCAAAUACAAAGUAACCUUGGCGAUCAUGACCCCUUCAUUGGCAAAUAUGCUGACGCCUACUUCAUUCCCCACAUUGAAGACACUCAUAUUCUCAGGGGAAGCCCUGCGAGCUGAUGUGGUGGCACGGUGGUCAUCACAGAGCGGUGUUUCGCUCUACCAAGCUACGGACCUGCAGAAACAGGAGGUUGCAUCAUUGGACGCCUUGCUCAGCAACCAUGAUCGCUUGGUACCUGUGGGAGCUGUAGGUGAGCUCCUGGUUGCCGGACCAGGCCUGCUUCAGGAAUACAUCCAUGACCCCCCCAAAACGAAUGCGGCCAUUGUCGAGUGCCCCUCGUGGUGCUCAGACCUCCAAAUCGAUGAGACAAGAUUUUAUAAGACUGGGGACCUGCUCCGUUAUAGUAUCGAUACGCUCGAUGGAAGCCUCGAAUUUGUGGGCCGUGCAGACGGUCAAGUGAAGUACCAUGGCCAACGUAUUGAGGUUGGGGAAAUAGAGCAUCACCUUAGUCAAUUCCCCAAUGUGACCUACUGUAUGGUAGGUCUACCCAAAGAAGGACAUUUGAGAGGCCAUCUGGUCGCCGUGGCUCAAAUCGAUGGGCAUUCCGGUCCUAAUCACUCCAAUAUGAAGCUCGCGAUACAUAAAGAUGUGGACCGCAUUAGAGAGGAAAUCAACGAGUUCCUGUUAUCACGUCUACCAAAAUACAUGAUUCCAAGCAAACUAUUUGUCGUCAGCAACAUGCCGUUCAACGCGUCGAUGAAACUAGAUAGGGCUGCUAUCAAUAAAUGGAUCCUGGGCAUGCCGGCUGAACAUACUACGGUGGCGGAUCAAUCGCUGCCCGCCACAGAUUCCACUCAGCUGCUUCCCCAUGAACGCACUGCAAGAGCGGUAGCUCAGCUGUAUGCCAGUGCUGUUGCAGGAGAGAAUGGUCCCCACCAUCGGCAAUUUGAAAAUCGAGACUUCAAGCUACAGUCGGGUGGCAUUGACUCCGUUCAGAUUAUGUCACUUUCACUUUCUCUUAAAGAUAAAUUCGGGGUCCAGAUACCAAUGGACGAAAUACUAAGCUCGAGGUCAACUAUACGCACAAUCGCUUCUAUUAUAGACGCGACCGGAAGUCACCAAGUAUCGAAAGCUGCGACCCAGGAAGAGAUCAGUACAGAAAGCAACAUAGACCUAAUGCUUAGGUCGGUAUUCAAUUCUUCCGAGAAGCUGUAUAACGACUCGGACAUACAUCAUGUGUUCCUCACCGGGCCUUCUGGUUAUCUAGGGAUAGAGAUAUUGCGUCAGCUUCUCACACAGUCUACCUGCCAAAUCUACGCGCUCGUUAGGGGCUCAUCGGAAAACGCUGCUCGUGAUUAUCUCAUACAGAAGGCAGUCACUGCCACAUGGUGGAAAGAUGAAUACCUUUCCAGGCUUGAGAUUUGGCUAGGUGAUCUAUCGCGGCCCCAACUUGGUCUUGAUUCGGAUCAAUGGCGUUUGCUUCAGGGACUAGGUGGACAGGGAAUUGAUGCAAUCAUCCACAACGGGGCCAAGGUCCACUAUCAUAUGGACUAUGACAGUCUUGAGGCUACAAACGUAUCGUCAACGAUCCAGUUGCUCAAAGCGGUUAACAACCGUGAAAGGCCACUCCACAGCUUUGUGUUUGUAUCUGGUGGGCAACAACUCAGCUUUGACGACGAUGACGACGCCGCCAAUAUACAGAAGGCUCUUCAAGGAUCUGGGUACGCACGCUCGAAGGCCAUGUCAGAGCUUCUUGUAAAGAGGUUUGCUGAUCAUACGGAGAAAAAAGCCAAAUAUGUCCGAGUUGUCAAGCCGGGAUUCAUUAUUGGCGAUGCUAAACGAGGUAUUGCCAGUAAGGAUGACUUCAUUUGGAGAUACAUCGCGGCCUCAAUCGAAAUCGGCGCCUACGAUAAAGAAAGUGCGAAUGGAUGGCUCUUUUUGGCAGAUAUUUCCCGGGUAUCGGAAACUAUUCUUCACUGCGUGUUCGACCUUGAGUGCAAGCCAGUGGUUAAGGUCCUAGAUGGCGUUCAGUUUCAUGAUAUCUGGCUGCUUCUACAGGAUGAAUUUGACUACAAUAUACGGCCCGUGCUCCAGCAGGAGUGGCUUUCUAAGCUGCGUCAAAGUGUUGCCACUAAGCAAGAGAAACAUGUUCUGUUUCCACUUAUGCACAUGUUUGAAACAGAUGGCCAACCGCUCGGUGUGUCCAACGGACCAAGCUACCCGUCCGAUGGUGUUAAAGAAGCCUUGCGAGCGAAUAUCAAACAGCUGAUUGGAAGUGGGUUCUUUAUGUUGCACGGCUUCCUUCCGACUCCCCCGUCCACCGAUGAGGAAAGUGUGGAGGGCAGUAUGGCACCAGUCCAAGACGCCUUUGAUGUGCAAAGCGUACGCAGGCAAUUUCCAGCCCUGCAGGGAGGCAUCGUAGCGUUCAACAAUGCGGCUGGGACUGCUGUGUAUCAGGGUGCCAUCGAAAGGACGCAUGAUUACAUGUCUUCGUUUCCCAUCGAGGUCGGACUUGAUGAUCCGCAAAGUCAGAAAAAAACAGAGGGUCUGAUGAAUAAGACCGCUGAAUUAGCGGCAUUCAUGAAUGCAGAUUCUGAUGAAGUCGCAUUUGGCCAAUCGACGACCAUGCUUCUACGCAUUUUGGGCCAGGCACUACGACCGGCGCUGAACUCAGAUUGCGAGAUGAUCGUCUCAAACCUAUGCCACGAAGCUAGUGCAGCCGCGUGGAUAUCCCUUGCCAAAGAUCUUGGUAUUGCCAUUAAAUGGUGGGCGCCACCGGCGGGUGAUGAUCCUUGCCUUUCGCUGGAAACGUUAAAGCCACUUUUGACACCCAACACACGAGUCGUCGCUUGCAAUCACGUUUCCAAUGUUGUAGGAACCGUUCAUCCCAUUCGCAAGAUUGCAGAUGCGGUCCAUAGCGUUCCUGGAGCCAUCCUGAUCGUCGAUGGAGUUGCUUGGGCGCCUCACCGUCCGAUCGAUGUCAAAGCUUUAGAUGUUGAUUUCUACUGCUUUAGCUGGUAUAAGGUCUUUGGCCCACAUAUAGCACAGCUAUACGGCCGGCGAAGUGUUCAGAAACGUAUGUUGACUGGGAUCAGCCAUUUCUUCCUUAGUGAUUUCCCAGGACUGGACUGGCGCCUGCGGCUUGGUGCCCCUGCCUUCGAACUUGAGGCAGCUCUCGUAGCCAUUACAAGGUACCUUAGCCAAGUCGGCUGGGAGGAUAUCAUUGCACAAGAGACGGUUCUGCAAGAAGCGCUCCUAUCCUACCUUCGACGGCACCCAAGCAUAUUCCGUAUUUUUGGAGAGAAGUCAUCGAAUCCGGAGAAACGGGUGCCGGUAAUCACAUUCCAGGUGAUAGGGCAGUCUUCUCGAGAGAUAAUGAACCGGAUCAAUAGAAAAACGCAAUUCAGGAUCGUGUCAGGUCAUUGCUGGGCACCUCGACCGACGCACGACGUGUUGAACCUCGACGACAACGGCCUAAUCAGGGUCAGCUUUGUGCAUUAUAACACUGUCGAGGAGGUGCGACAGUUCUGCGAGGCAUUACAAGGGAUCCUGAACCUUACAGACGAUAGUAGUUGA